GACUUCUUGUACACUCGAUUUAUAAAGCGCUCGUUGAUCGCUGCCGGCUCGUUGGCGUCCCUCGGUCAAUAAAUACGUGCCUCGUUAUCGGGUGCUUGUCGGAGUUCAUCAUCAGUAUCAGAAUCGCAUUUACACAAUUCAAUCAUGAGCGGCAACACAAAGCGAACCAUUUACGUAGGUGGUCUGGCCGAGGAGGUGGACGAGAAGGUGCUGCAUGCAGCGUUUAUACCUUUCGGAGAGAUUGUUGAUGUCCAAAUACCACUGGACUAUGAGUCUGAAAAGCACAGGGGAUUCGCAUUCAUUGAAUUCGAAAUGGCAGAGGAUGCAGCUGCGGCUAUAGAUAAUAUGAAUGACUCGGAAUUAUUUGGCCGUACAAUAAGGGUAAAUAUUGCUAAGCCGCAAAAGAUAAAGGAAGGUUCAUCGAAGCCAGUAUGGGCGGAUGAUGCUUGGUUACAAGAACACGCAGGGGAGACGUUGAAAAAUGACGAUAAUGCAAAGACGAAUGAUGUUACGCAACCAAAGAAAGCGAAGCAGAAUCCUCAGGUUUAUUUCGACAUAAGCAUAGGGAAGCAAGAAGUAGGCAGAAUUAUCAUGAUGUUGCGAGCAGACAUUGUGCCAAAGACUGCGGAGAACUUUCGAGCUUUAUGCACCCACGAGAAGGGAUAUGGGUAUCAGGGUAGCACCUUCCACAGAAUUAUUCCAGAUUUUAUGUGUCAAGGGGGCGAUUUUACGAAUCAUAAUGGUACAGGUGGUAAAUCGAUCUACGGCAACAAAUUCGAUGACGAAAAUUUCGAACUCAAGCACACAGGUCCAGGGACCCUGUCAAUGGCAAAUUCCGGCCCAAACACUAAUGGAUCACAAUUUUUUUUGUGCACAGCCAGAACGGAUUGGCUGGAUGGAAAGCAUGUCGUCUUUGGGCAUGUUCUUAGUGGAUUGGAUGUGAUGAAAAAGGUUGAAAAAUGUGGAACGAAAGCAGGCACACCGACGCAGAAAGUCGUCAUAACUGCUUGUGGAGAAUUAGUAUAGCUAUUUUUAUG
This is a messenger RNA of Camponotus floridanus (Florida carpenter ant), 1037 nucleotides long. RefSeq names its product peptidyl-prolyl cis-trans isomerase E. Gene Ontology annotation, cellular component: intracellular membrane-bounded organelle. The transcript has 4 exons. The record is from RefSeq and is a predicted model, not a curated record. NCBI's taxonomy places the organism in Eukaryota, Metazoa, Arthropoda, Insecta, Hymenoptera, Formicidae. Gene Ontology annotation, molecular function: peptidyl-prolyl cis-trans isomerase activity; RNA binding. Gene Ontology annotation, biological process: protein folding; protein peptidyl-prolyl isomerization. The coding region runs from base 145 to 1026 and encodes 293 amino acids.